Messenger RNA from Akanthomyces muscarius, 1713 nucleotides. RefSeq lists its product as uncharacterized. The record is from RefSeq and is a predicted model, not a curated record. The coding region runs from base 1 to 1713 and encodes 570 amino acids. The transcript has 3 exons. NCBI's taxonomy places the organism in Eukaryota, Fungi, Ascomycota, Sordariomycetes, Hypocreales, Cordycipitaceae.
AUGCGGUCCUGCCUGCCUUCGCUUCGGCCGCCCGGCUCGCCAAAGAAGCAGAACCUCAACAUGCAAAACACAAACUCCUGCAUCGACAUGGAAGAUAACAGGCAAAUAUUGCCCAAGGAUAGACGGCAAAAGAUGUGGCAGGGUGUCUGCGGCAUCUUCUCCCUCGUCGUCAUUUACCUCAUCAGCGAACUGCUCAUCUGGGGACUGAGUCGAGCACUCGCACCCGCAAAACUCGAUUUUUUCUCUUCCGUCUUUGGAAUGCUACUUGUGUUUGUCAUCAUGAUGAUUGCAUGUGCAGUACUUCCAAACCUCGAUGGAUUUUACAAAAAGCACAUCAGAAGCAAGGUUGAUUUUAUCAAUCGCCACAUGGGUGCAGCUUUUGCAAUUCCCAUGGUGAUGCUCGGUGGCAACUACACAAUAAGUACCAAAACCAUUGGCUUGGUUGUUGGCGUUUUUGUGGCAACCUCACUCGUGGCAUGGACCACUACCUUUAUGCUGGCCAGACUCGCCCAUUUGGUCAUUACCAAAAUCAUUUCCCUGCUACCUCAAUCUGCCGAAUCGGGCCCUGCAGUGCCUGCGGCUCAACAGAACAGCAGUCAGGGUUCAGUCAUGUGCCAAAAUUCUGACCACUCCGACAACACCAAAGUCUCCGACACAGCCUCUCCGCGCCAGCCUCGAGCCUGGAACUGGCUUUGUCAGUUUUGGUCACUCAUUGCAUCUUUCAUCCUCAUGUUCGCCAUCGGCGUCCCCCUUGCCAUUGUUCUUGGCGAACCUCGCAUUCUCGACGGCUCCGCCCUGUGGUUCGUCUGGAUGGCUUCCGUCAUAUUGCAGCGGCUUAUGAAACAGCAGGUGAAGAGCUGCAUCAAACCACCCAGGGUUCUGCCAAUCUUGAUUACGCUGGCCAACCCGGUCUUGAUGACGAUCCUCCUCAUGACAGCCUACGCCCGCGCCAAGGCCUACGCCAUGUCGACCAACAUCUCCGACGUCUUACAAAGGCUCAGCAGUGGCACCCAGCUCUACACAAUAUGGACCUUGGGCAUCGAACAAAGCCCAACGGUCCAGAAUCGGUGGUUCGGGGCUGGAGACGCUGCCCUGUCCAUGCUUGGCUGCGGUUUCAUCGUUUGGGGCUUCAAGUUGUACGAAUGUCGACGCCAGCUGUUCAGCGCCUCGGGGCUCGUUACUAUCUUGGUUAGCGUUGCCGCAGCUGUCGGGAAUGUCUUCUUGGGCGCCCAUGCGGGAUUUCUCAUGGGCCUCCAGCGACCAGAGGCGCUCGCGUUCGCAGCCCGGAUGACCACUUUGGCACUUGCCAUCCCUGCCAUGAAGAACGUUGGAGGUAGCACGAGCCUUACUGUUGCGCUCAUGAUCACCAAUGGGAUUCUCGGCCAACUCGCCUACCCGUCGUCCCUCAACGGCGUAGAGUCGGGCCCCAAUCAUUUGAGGCGAAAGCCGUCGACUGACAGCUGUGACUCCACCGAGACGGGAGUCUCGAACGCCACCGCGUCGCAGACAGAGGACCAAGUGGACGGCGCCAACACAGUCGCUGCGGGCAUUACCAUUGGCAUCAAUGGCGCAGCCAUGGGUGUGGCUUACCUGUACGAGAACAAGUCGCGCUCCGCUCCGUACGCCGCCCUUGCUGUGACCACGUACGGUGUCGUGACGGUGGUAUUCAUCGCCGUGCACCCUUUCCGAGAUGCACUGCUGAGCUUAGUUUAG